Uncinocarpus reesii 1704 is the source of this 1380-nucleotide messenger RNA. RefSeq lists its product as uncharacterized. The record is from RefSeq and is a predicted model, not a curated record. Lineage: Eukaryota; Fungi; Ascomycota; Eurotiomycetes; Onygenales; Onygenaceae. The coding region runs from base 1 to 1380 and encodes 459 amino acids. Gene Ontology annotation, molecular function: monooxygenase activity; heme binding; oxidoreductase activity, acting on paired donors, with incorporation or reduction of molecular oxygen. The transcript is spliced from 4 exons.
AUGUCUGAGAUUGUCUGGGCUGUGCUUUUCAUUUCUAUUUCCACUACUGCUGCUUGGUUCUUCUACACCCGGGUAGUCUGGCCUGUAUUUUUUACCCCCCUUUCGAAAGUACCACAUGCCCACCCAUCAGUGGGAAUAUCGUCAUUCUGGAUAAAUCGGAUUCGCAGCACAGGAUAUGCGAAUGAAACCAUCCAUCGGAUUCACGAGAAAUAUGGGCCCGUUGUACGGUUGGGGCCAAAUGAAAUCAGCAUCAACUGUGUUGAUGAAGGAGUGAAAAAGGUCUAUGGGUCGGGCUUUGAAAAAAGCAAUUGGUAUCGCAAGUUUGAUUAUUUCGGCAAAUCAACCCUGAUGCACUCACCGAAUCUUCACCAAAACGUCAUAGAGGUUAUGUUACAGCGCGUUACACCAAUAUUAGCCGAAGCGGCUAACACUGAAUCGCCUUUGAAUGUGUUUGAUCUAUAUCGGGCAUCCACAUUGGACUUUGUGAGCGCGUUCCUUUUCGGUCCUGAGUCUGGCACAAAUUCCCUCGAAAAUCGGCAAGAAAGAGCAAAUAUAUUUCGAAUGUAUGCCGAUGAAUCCAAGGCCCCCAUUUGGCGUCACCCUCUUCUCGGGUUUAUUGCUCCUUCGAUGAACAACUCUAUGGACCCCGGCCUUUUUCACCUUUGCAUGAGAAUGUGCGAGUCUGCAAAAGCGCGGUUACUCAGCCACAUUGACUCUGGAAGCAAAGGUCUCGUUUUUCACCAGCUUCAAGAAGCAGGUUUAAAUCCAAUCGAAAUGGCAAGUGAACUAGUAGACCACUUUACCGCCGGCCAUCAGACUUCCAGUGCCACGUUGACAUUUUUGAGCUACCAGCUUUCCGCAUGCCCUGACGUGCAAGAAAAGCUAAGGGAAGAGAUGCGUUCGAUUUUACCAAUGCCGAUGAGGACGGGAGAUCCGUCCAUGGCCUCAUAUCUCAAGUCUCUAGACGCACUACCUCUGUUAGACGCAGUUGUAAUGGAAACCCUACGUUUAUACCCGCCUAUUGCUGGACCCCAACCGCGAAUCACGCCAAACCGCCCCAUGCCGCUUGGCCCCUUCACCCUCCCUCCUCGAACUGAAAUAAGCGCUCAAGCAUUCUCGUUGCACCGCAAUCCUGAUGUUUUUCCAGAUCCACUCCACUGGGUACCUGAAAGAUGGCUUGAAAAAAAUAGAAACGACAUGCGGCGGUGGUUCUGGGCGUUUGGAAGUGGAGGCAGGAUGUGUAUUGGGAGCAAUUUCGCCAUGAUUCUGUACACCCAGUUUCGCACUGUUUUAGUCGAGAACGAAAAGCCAAGUCCGAGAGAUGGCUACAGGGGAGGCCCCAAACGCGAAGUUUUAGAUUUGCAGUUUUCUUGCCUUUGA